Lampris incognitus (smalleye Pacific opah) is the source of this 3375-nucleotide messenger RNA. It is a transcript of the gene ednraa, whose product is annotated as endothelin receptor type Aa. NCBI's taxonomy places the organism in Eukaryota, Metazoa, Chordata, Actinopteri, Lampriformes, Lampridae. The transcript has 8 exons. The record is from RefSeq and is a predicted model, not a curated record. The coding region runs from base 378 to 1748 and encodes 456 amino acids. Gene Ontology annotation, biological process: enteric nervous system development; G protein-coupled receptor signaling pathway; regulation of blood pressure. Gene Ontology annotation, cellular component: membrane. Gene Ontology annotation, molecular function: endothelin receptor activity.
GGAGGUGGAGAUUUACUAUCCCACCCAGUCAAAGUGUUUCACUUCUGCUCUGACACACAGCGGCGUACACACACACACAUGCAUAAAAACUCACAACACACAUUUGCGCACACUCACUCAUAACGCACGGCAAACUCUCCACAGGAAACCCUGAGCCAUAAUGUGAAGGCACCUCAGAGCAGACGGGCACGUUGCUCAAACCAAGUGGGAUACGCCGCGACUUUGAUAGUGCGUUAAUUACUCAUGUGAUGUGAUACAGAUGUCUGGGGGCUUCAGCCGAAAGUUUGCCUGACGGUUUCCAAGGGGGCCAGGCAGACAUUUUAGGAGCGUGAUACACUGGGACCGAAAUCUUCCAAUCAGCGAAAUCAAAGCAGGGAAUGUGUUCUAUAAUGGGCACCCCAGUCGUACAUGUGUUGGUCCUAAUGGCCUGUAUGGUGGCCAGAGGAAUGUGCCAGAUAAACACUACCGAGGCAGAGGAGGACUCUCUCCCAGGCUUUCUUCUCCACUCCACCCUUCAGUCACCGGGCUUCCACAGCACCAGCAGCCCCAGCCUGGAACUUGGCCCCACCAACCUCCACGCGGAGGCCACACAGUCCAGUGCCAGAUACUUGGAAACAGGACUUGGAUCUGGAAAUACCACAAUCAUAAAAAGGCUGGUACCACCCCCACCAUGCAUUAGCGCCACCUCUAUCAAGGAUUACUUCAAGUACAUCAACACAGUGAUCUCCAUCGUAGUGUUUGUGGUGGGCCUGGUUGGUAAUGCCACCCUGCUGAGGAUUAUAUACCAGAACAAGUGCAUGAGGAAUGGGCCUAAUGCCCUCAUUGCCAGCCUUGCACUGGGAGACCUCAUCUACAUUAUGAUCGAUAUACCCAUCACCGUAUACAAGCUGCUGGUCAUACGCUGGCCAUUUGACUACAACGUCUUCGGCCUGUGUCUGUGCAAGCUGGUACCCUUCCUGCAGAAAGCGUCCGUCGGCAUCACCGUCCUGAACUUGUGUGCUCUCAGCGUGGACAGGUACAGAGCGGUUGCAUCAUGGAGCAGAGUCCAAGGUGUAGGCAUCCCUCCAUUUACAGCCAUAGAGAUCGUCUCUAUCUGGUUGCUGUCCCUUAUUCUGGCCGUGCCAGAGGCCAUUGGCUUUGACAUCGUCAGCUUCACCUACCGCAAUGAGACCAUACGCACCUGCAUGCUCAAUCCUAAAAGUGACUUUAUGAUGUACUAUAAGGGUAUAAAGGACUGGUGGCUAUUUGGAUUUUACUUUUGUGUCCCGCUGAUCUGCACGGCUAUCUUCUACACUCUGAUGACCUGUGAGAUGCUGAACCACAGGAACGGCAGCCUCCGCAUUGCCCUCAGUGAGCACCUCAAACAGAGAAGGGAGGUGGCCAAGGCAGUUUUCUGUCUUGUCCUAAUCUUUGCCCUCUGCUGGUUCCCACUGCACUUAAGCAGGAUUCUCAAGAAGAUGGUCUAUUAUCAGAACGACGUGGAUCGCUGUGACCUACUCAAUUUCCUGUUGGUCUUGGAUUACCUCAGCAUCAACCUUGCAACGGUCAACUCCUGCAUAAACCCUAUCAUCCUCUAUUUUGUCAGCAAGAAGUUCAAAAACUGCUUCAAGUCUUGUCUGUGCUGCUGGUGCUACUCAAACAACCAAGUAACCAGCAUCGGACCCUUGAAUGGAACCAGUAUCCAGUGUAAAAGCCCUGAGGCCAACAACCUCCUCACUGACCGCAGCCUCCGAAAAGACAGUGACUGACCGCUACAACCCUGAAGUAUUUCCUCUAUGGACAAUGAGCUGUCACAGCACCCAGCACUAAAAAUGGAAUAGGAUCCAAUGCUAACCACAAAAAAUUAUCAAAAAUAUACUCUUUCAUGAACCAUAUACUACAUGUAUCAUAGGACAACUGGAGCUACGUAUGAGCCUGGAUGGUGUGGCUGUGCAAAAUGAAAUGGAGGACAGUGGACUUUGGAGUCACCCCAGUCUCUUGAUGGGUCACCCUUGCCAAAGUAUAUUCCUCCUGUUUCCCAUGCCCAAGAGGAGUGAUGCAGUACCGUGAGAGAAGAGGAAGGAGAGGGGCAGUGGGUGAGAGGAGAACAGGAUACAGCUGAACUUUGACUAUAAAUUAUGCUAAAUCAGUUUCCAACUGUGCUAUUCUUAUAGAGGGCAACACAACUGGGAUGGACACAAAGCCAGGGGGAAGGAAAAGCAGACUGUUCACUGUCAGAAGGGAUGAGGAGGGAGGAGUGUUUGGUGCAUCCCCAGGAGUCUGCCCACGCAAGUAGAGAACAGGAAACGCGUGUGCUGCUGCCUCGCCAGCUUUUCAUUUCCCAUCCAACAUGCUAAUGUUAGUGGUUGUACAGUGGAUUACUCAUACUCACUGAGCUUGUAUCGGUUCUCUGUGAUAUGGGUAGAUUACCUUUAUUUUUUUUCAUUUUCAGAAUUACUUUGCCAUGUAGGUCAGUGAUUCACUCCUGUUGCAUAACAGAAACUUUCAAAAAUAGCUGCACAUAUCAAUUUGCCAUUCAUUCUUACAGGAGGACAGAAACACGUGCUUUUAAACAAAACACGCUUGUUUAUAGCCUCGACAGCCAAACACACAAUCUCUGUUUGAGAACAACAGCAUUCAGACUAACCUCCAGUCUUCAUGUCUGCAAACUUAGAGGUCAAAGAUUUCAGAGCUGCGUCAGACUGCAUGUCAGGAUGUGCACAGAUAUGUUAAGGAACCAAUAUACACACACAUAUAUAAUUUACAUUAUAUUGAGGUCAGUGGGGCUGGAUGGAAAUGGUCUAAUUUACCAAAACAAACCAAUGGAGAGUUAAUUCAUACAACACUGUGAAUUUUACAGACAUUUAGAAAUCAUUAGUUAUCAGCAGCUUUAACGGCGUUAUUUGAAGUAUGCUUGUCUCAUAAAAGCUAUAUUGUAUAUCCACUUUUAUAAAGUGUACUAUUUUGAUAUUGGUUAUUAUGGUAUGUGGACAGUCAGUACUUGUAUGACAGGUGGGGAAGUUUUAGACACUUCAUAGGAUCUUGAGUAGUUAGAUUGGAAAUAUUAACCAAUGACCAAUGGACCUUGCAGCCUCACACAUGUGAUAUGUGAUCCUGUGUGUGUUAUGUGUGUGUGUGUGUGUGUGUGUGUGUGUGCGCACUUGUGUGUAAUGAUUUGCCCUUCUUAAGGAGUGUUUUGCUCACCGUGUAUAGAAUAAGUCUGUGCAAAACACAAGGCUUCUCUCAUUUCAUAUUGAUCAUAUCAAUACCAUAGUAUUCCAUCAAUAUUCACUGAAGAUGAUCAUAUCUAUUAAAAACUGUAUUCCCAUGUAUAUGAAUUCAUCCACUUACAACAUUACCUUCAUUAAAGUACUGCUGCUUGUUGCAAUAAAUCAA